Messenger RNA from Ilex paraguariensis (yerba mate), 222 nucleotides. NCBI's taxonomy places the organism in Eukaryota, Viridiplantae, Streptophyta, Magnoliopsida, Aquifoliales, Aquifoliaceae. The record is from the annotation of a GenBank genome assembly.
AUGGGUGGCAACUAUAAUGAAGCGUUGCAGCAUAAAAUGAGGGAGCCUAACCUUGGAGCGAAGCUACUCAUGGGUGGUGCUGGUGUGCAAAAGACUAGGAUAGAGAUUGCGACAGCUUUAAAUAACAUGGAUGUCAGUAGCGAUUAUGCACUGAAAGUACGACUUGAGAUUGAAGAACAAUGUUCAGAGGCAGAGCUUUACAUUCAAAGUUUCAUUUCUUAA